GCUACCGUUACUCAGUCAACCACAGGCAGCAGGGCAGGGGAAGGGAGGACUGACGACGAGGGAAAGUGGGGAGAGAGGAAGAACUCGUGCCCUGCCUGACCUACUACCAUAUAUUUUCAUGCGAAGAAACUGCACGAUCAAGAACCUCUGUUUUUGGUCCCCCAAAACGACUCUGGCCCGGGCCUCACUCAGUCCGCGGUCUUGAGUUGGGUAGCAGGGUGAUUGAAGCACGUCUAUCGGUGUCACAGCGCGUCUUUUCCACCAAGGAGGCAGUCAUGGGCGACAGCAGAGAUUCCCGCAGCCCAGACAGCUCCUCUGUGUCCUCCCCUCCCUCGGGCCUGCACUCACCCCCCCUGACCCCCACAGCUGCCGCCAUGACGUCUCUGCCGCCCUUCACCUCGGACGUCAACAGCCCCACCAGCAGCAUGGGCUCGCCCUUCUCUGUCAUCAGCUCCUCUUUGGGGUCGCCAUGCCUGCCCGGGACACCAUCGGUGGGCUACGGCCCCAUUAGCAGCCCCCAGAUCAACUCCACAGUGUCCAUGUCGGGGCUGCACGCGGUCAGCAGCUCGGACGACGUGAAGCCUCCGUUCGGGCUGGGGGGCCACAGCCCAGGGGGCCCCAUGCUCUCUCAGAAGCGCCUGUGUGCCAUCUGCGGCGACCGCUCCUCCGGUAAGCACUACGGAGUGUACAGCUGCGAAGGCUGCAAGGGUUUCUUCAAGCGCACGGUGCGUAAAGACCUGAGCUACACCUGCCGGGACAACAAGGACUGCCUGGUGGACAAGCGCCAGCGCAACCGCUGCCAGUACUGCCGCUACCAGAAGUGCCUGGCCUGUGGCAUGAAGAGGGAAGUGGUCCAAGAUGAACGACAGAGAUCCGUGCAGGAAGAGCGCCAGAGGAACAAGGAGCGGGAGAGUGAGGCGGAGUCGACCAGCGCCGUCAACGAGGAGAUGCCCGUGGAAAAGAUCCUGGAGGCCGAGAUGGCCGUAGAGCAGAAGACCGAGGUGCAUGCCGACGGGACCUCCGAGGGCAGCUCGCCCAACGACCCGGUCACCAACAUUUGCCAGGCUGCAGACAAGCAGCUGUUUACCCUGGUGGAGUGGGCCAAGAAGGUCCCCCACUUCUCUGAGCUGGCCCUGGACGACCAGGUCAUCCUGCUACGCGCCGGUUGGAACGAGCUGCUGAUUGCCUCCUUCUCUCACCGCUCCAUCAGCGUGAAAGAUGGCAUCCUACUGGCCACCGGCCUGCAUGUGCACAGGAACAGCGCCCACAGCGCUGGUGUUGGAGCCAUCUUCGACAGGGAGAGUGCGCACAAUGCAGAGGUUGGGGCCAUAUUUGACAGAGUUCUCACUGAGCUAGUCAGUAAGAUGAGAGACAUGCAGAUGGACAAGACCGAGCUCGGGUGCCUCCGAGCCAUCAUCCUCUUCAACCCGGAUGCCAAGGGCCUGUCCAGCUCCAGUGAAGUGGAAUUGCUGAGGGAGAAGGUGUACGCAUCGCUGGAGUCCUAUUGUAAACAGAGAUACCCCGACCAGCAGGGCAGGUUCGCUAAGCUCCUCCUCCGGCUGCCAGCGCUACGCUCCAUUGGCCUGAAGUGCCUGGAGCACCUGUUCUUCUUCAAGCUGAUUGGUGACACCCCUAUCGACACAUUCCUCAUGGAGAUGCUGGAGGCGCCCCACCAGCUGACCUAGGAACCAGGUUCUGCUCUGGUCCAUCAGGGAUUCCCGUUCUGGCACCCUGGUUCUGGGACUUCACCAUGUCUGCUGGUUUUGACGUCCCACUCACACAAACCCCACAACCCCUUCUUCACUCAUUAAAUCCCCCCCAAGCUGAUACAGCUCUCCAAAAGACCAUAUGCUGUCAAAAACAAACACUUUUUGCAACAUGCACACAGAAACACAUACUUUUUUCACAGUAGGUUAAGACACAUGGAAAUAUCUCAUUUUUAACCACAAGUUUUAUCAUGAGUUAGCCUUCAGUUUGUAGCCUUCAGCUUUGUGUGUAAACGCUUCUGCGAUAUCCGGUAGACCUCUUAGCUUCUUGUGGGGUUUGUAGGUUAUUCAGAUACAUUGCUGUAUGCAUAGAUAUGACGAGUGGCUUACACCCCCUUUGGUUUUACUCUUGGGUUUACCCCAAACCCAUCGUAAUCAGGUGUGUAAUAUUUCAAUCAAGUCUCCCAACUUUUCCAGCUUCUAUUGGUCGGGACACAACCAACGGAGGCAGACGCGCCCCUCUCAGUUCACCAAUCCGAAUGUGAUUUGAAUACUGUGCUUUAUUCACGCAGAAAUGCGCUGAAUUUGUUUUGAAGUACUGUACUCAUAAAAUGAGACCUUUUUUAAGGCAUUGAAAUCCAAGGGGGGGGCACUUUGUUUGGCCCUUCUUAAAGCUCACACCAGGCUUUCAAAGAAAUAAAGUGACUUAUAGGAUGUU
Molecule: messenger RNA, 2424 nt
Organism: Oncorhynchus gorbuscha (pink salmon)
Lineage: Eukaryota; Metazoa; Chordata; Actinopteri; Salmoniformes; Salmonidae
Product: retinoic acid receptor RXR-beta-A-like
Exons: 13
Coding region: 276-1685 (469 amino acids)
Biological process (GO): response to retinoic acid; positive regulation of transcription by RNA polymerase II; retinoic acid receptor signaling pathway
Cellular component (GO): nucleus; RNA polymerase II transcription regulator complex
Molecular function (GO): retinoic acid-responsive element binding; nuclear receptor activity; zinc ion binding
Source: RefSeq, a predicted model, not a curated record